CAGACCUAGACUGUGGGCAAGAGCAUCCUCGGCUGUGCUUCUCCGGGAUCACAUGCUCUUUGUUGGCACAUUGUUGGGAGUGGGUGAGGCGGAAGUAGACCAAAAAUGCUUGAAUGUUGGUUGGUGAGUAGAGAUAAGAGACACGGUCGUAUUAAACUACCACACGCAGAGAAUCUAGUGAUUGGCCGUGGACCAGAGACAGAGAUAGUGGACAAGAAAUGCUCUAGACACCAAGUUCAGUUGACAGCAGAUUGUAACAAAGGAUAUGUGAAGGUCAAACAGGUAGGGACUAACCCAACAAGCGUCGAUUCAGUUGACAUCGGUAAAAAUAAAGAAGUUAAGCUGAAGUCUGGAAGCACCUUGCACAUGGUGAAUAACCUGUACCCGUAUAUGGUCGAGUUUUUGGAAGGAACUAGUGAGGCAUUUCUGAAAAAAGGGGAAGAGAAAAAAAUUUGUAAUAAGAGGCCAUCUGAGAGCGCUGUGAAUGAGAGCGGUGAUGGUCCGAAGAAAUGUGGGAGAAUGGACACAGAGACAAGUGUUUCCAGUUCUAAAACAAGUAAGAACACCGAGCCACCGACAUCCGAGAAGCCAAGCCAUGUUCCCGAGGUUAAAAACCAAGGACAUUGGAGUCAAGGGUUAACGGUUUCCAUGCAGGAUCCAACAAUGCAGGUUUUCAAGGAUGAUAAAUUAGUGGUGAUUAAAGAUAAAUACCCAAAAGCUCGUCACCACUGGUUGGUCCUGCCGUGGGAAUCGAUAUCCAGUCUGAAGGCACUAAGGGUUGAGCACUUGGAGUUGCUGCAACACAUGCAUUCUGUAGGCGAGAAGAUGAUACAGGAGCACACAAAACUCUCUAACACCAAGUUCAGAUUAGGGUACCAUGCCAUUCCAAGCAUGAGUCACGUUCACCUACAUGUCAUCAGUCAAGACUUCGACUCACAGUGUCUUAAAAACAAAAAGCACUGGAACUCUUUCACCACAGAUUACUUUUUGCAGUCUGAAGAUGUGAUUGAGAUGGUAAAGCUGAAUGGCAGAGUGACCGUGAAGGACGGGGUGUCCGAGCUCCUGAAAUCUCCUCUGCUGUGCCACGUGUGCAAGCAGCCGCAAUCGACCAUUCCUCAACUGAAAGAGCAUCUGAGGAAGCACUGGGCACAAUAGCCAUGCAAACGCAAGGCCUGUAGGACACUCAGAGACUCGGUUAUUUAGCAGAGGUUUGUUUAAUCAGUUUUUAGGUUGUUGUCCAGUUAAUGUCCCAUUAAAAA
Messenger RNA from Pelobates fuscus (common spadefoot toad), 1259 nucleotides. It is a transcript of the gene APTX, whose product is annotated as aprataxin. The record is from RefSeq and is a predicted model, not a curated record. Lineage: Eukaryota; Metazoa; Chordata; Amphibia; Anura; Pelobatidae. Gene Ontology annotation, biological process: single strand break repair. The coding region runs from base 106 to 1155 and encodes 349 amino acids. Gene Ontology annotation, molecular function: DNA 5'-adenosine monophosphate hydrolase activity; mismatched DNA binding; single-stranded DNA binding. The transcript has 8 exons. Gene Ontology annotation, cellular component: nucleus.